Messenger RNA from Salvia miltiorrhiza (redroot sage), 3641 nucleotides. RefSeq names its product protein FAR1-RELATED SEQUENCE 6-like. Gene Ontology annotation, biological process: regulation of DNA-templated transcription. The record is from RefSeq and is a predicted model, not a curated record. The transcript is spliced from 2 exons. Gene Ontology annotation, molecular function: zinc ion binding. Lineage: Eukaryota; Viridiplantae; Streptophyta; Magnoliopsida; Lamiales; Lamiaceae. Bases 1556 to 3478 code for a protein of 640 amino acids.
UAACUGAGUUGCAGCCCAAAAUCCCAAAGAGGGCAGCCCCUCUGAUUCAUUCUCUUAGAUCAUCUUCACCGCUAAUUAGCUCAAUUCUUUGAGUAACAAAACUCUGCUUCUUUUUUUUUGGAUUCAUUACGGUUUUUUAUUUUAAUCUUAAUUAAAGGAGGAAGGGUUCGGACCCUCGCUAAUUCAUCUUCUGUUUCGCUUCCGCAUUUUCCCGCAAUUUUCCAGACCCUACCUGCGGUAGUCCCUCACUCCAAUUUCUCUGCUGCAGUUUUUUCAAUAUUCAGUUCUCAAUUUUCAAUGCUGUAAUCACCAAUCCCCUUUUAUGCAUAAUUAUCUUUUGCCUCUUGGUUUCUUUUGUUGUGUGCAACAGGAAUCUGUCAUUGUAUAUACCUUGAAAUUAGGUACUACUGUGAAUUCCCCCCCCCCCCCCCCCCCCCCCCACAAAAAAAAAACCUCUUUUGAAACGUUAAAUUCAGAUUGUGAAUAAUUGUUCUAUGAUCAAUUUGAAGAUAUAUGCAAAUAUUUUUCAUGGUAUGUGAAUAUUUCUUUCCGCAAUGCCAAAGAUUGACUAUUUAACUGAUAAUCUGCGUUGAUUAUUGACCAUUGAGGUUUUAGGAACUAAAACUGCUGAGUUAGUGAUAGAAGUUUCUUCUUGAUGCAAAUUACUUGAAGGGUUUAAUCACUGGGUCAAUUUUACAGUUUCUUGAUUUGAACCAAUUUUAGAAUUUCUAAGUUUCACAUUUUAUGUUUGUUUCACUUUUUCUGUCUGUAAUUUGAUGGGUCAUUCUCUUUUCUGAUACCAAGCCCUUUUCUUAUAGAUGCUCCCUGGAUUUCCUUCACUUGGAAUCUUUGAGUUUCUUCUAACUUGGUUGUUAACUAACUAUAUCUGGCGUUCUGUAAAUAUAAUGGUUAUCAUAUCACAAUAGCGUUUACGACAUUGGGUGAGUAUAUAUACACUUGUUUUGUGGCUUUGUGCUAAGAAGUUCAUAAUUUUAGAGUGGUUGAAUAGCUUGUUGGAGAAUAGAGAAAUAACUAAAGGGGCAUUUACUGUGUGUGAAUAAUGAAGGGAAUGCAUUGCAAAAAGUAAGGUUAUUUCUGUAGUUGUAGACAUGAUUAUGUCUACAUCGGGACCAUAUUCACACUUUUGCCUAUUGAAUGGUUUCCUAUGUCUUAAACAUUAAGAAAACAUAGAUUUAUAUUUCAGUGUGUUCGGUGGGGGGUAAUUGUCGGAAGAGAUGAUCAUAUUAUGUAUUAUGGUUCAUAUCUUUAAAUUCAGUUUGGAACUUAUGAGGCAAAUGUGUCUAUGUUAAUAUGUGUGUCGGCUGCAAGACAAAUAUCACAUUGUUGACUUGAUUUUCUCUGCUUUGCUUCUUAUCUAUGAUCUACUUUGAUUUUUUAUUUUUUAAUCAAGAAUACAAGCUCAUGUUGCUGUUUCGAACAAUUGAAAAUAAGAAAUGGUUAAGAUUUCAUUUUAUUUCAAUAAUGAUCAUAAUUCUUUCUGGCAGUUAGCUAUGUUGUACCUUUUCUGUGUACUUAUGUUCAGAGAUAAUUUCUGAUGAGUGUGGAAGAAAUGUCCCUUCAUACUGAGAGAACCACAGAAGAAGUAAGCUGUGCUACUCUGCUAACCAAUGGUCAAAAUGGCAUUCUUGAGGACAAUACUUGUGAAGAGGCAGGAUUUAACGUGAGAGUGAAAAACUCGUGGUUUAAAAGAAAUAGCAGAGAGAAGUAUGGUGCUGUCUUAUGCUGCAGUAGCCAGGGGUUCAAAAGAGUAAAGGAUGUGAACCACCUGCGGAAGGAAACAAGAACUGGUUGUCCUGCUAUGAUGAGGAUGAGGUUGGUCGAUUCUAAAAGGUGGCGAGUACUUGAAGUUACUCUUGAGCACAACCAUCUAUUAGGAGCGAAAAUUCACAAGUCUAAUAAGAAGGUUGGUAGUGGAACCAAGAGAAAGUUUCUGUCGAACCCCGACACUGAAAUACAACCCAUCAAACUCUAUCGUGCUCUUGUAAUAGAUGCAGGUAGUGAUGGGAACUCCAACUUCAACCAGAAGCUGGCUAAAACUCCCUCUGAUCAGACCAAUAAAUUGAACUUAAGAAAAGGCGACACACAAGCAAUGUAUAAUUACCUUUGUCGUGUACAGUUGACAAACCCGAAUUUCUUUUACUUGGUGGAUUUAAAUGAUGAAGGGGGUAUGAGGAAUGUCUUCUGGGCAGAUGCUAGGUCUAGGGCUGCAAAUGUUUACUUUGGUGAUGUGAUUUUCUUUGACACAACUUGUUUGUCCAACAAAUAUGAGGUUCCUCUUGUUUCGUUUGUUGGCAUGAAUCACCAUGGUCAGUCUAUUUUACUUGGUUGUGGCCUGCUUGCAAGUGAGACAAUUCAGUCAUAUACUUGGCUAUUGAAAGCAUGGCUUAUUUGUACAUCUGGACCUUCCCCACAAACCAUCAUUACUGACAGGUGCAAGGUUUUGCAGAGUGCUGUUGCUGAUGUGUUUCCGAUGUCUCAACACCGGUUUUGCUUGUCACACAUCAUGAGAAAAGUUCCGGAGAAACUGGGAGGAUUGCGUAGCUAUGAUGCUGUAAGGAAGGCAUUUCUGAAAGGAGUUUAUGAGGCUUUAAAGCCAUAUGAUUUUGAAUCAGCAUGGGGAUUUAUGAUUCAGCAUUUUGGAGUUUCGGAUAAUGAGUGGCUUAGAUCAUUAUAUGAGGAUCGAGCACAAUGGGCUCCUGUUUACCUAAAAGACACCUUCUUCGUGGGAAUGGCUGCUGCACAGGUUGGUGAAACGCUGAAUGCCUUUUUUGAUAAGUACUUGCACAAGCAGACUCCACUAAAAGAAUUUCUCGACAAGUAUGAACUAGCAUUGCAGAAAAAACACAAGGAAGAAGUGAUUGCAGACACCGAGUCAAGAAACUCAAGUCCUGAACUGAAAACACGAUGUUCCUUUGAACUGCAGCUGUCCAAGGUAUAUACUAGAGCGAUAUUCAAAAGAUUCCAGUUGGAGGUGGAGGAGAUGUAUUCUUGUUUCAGUACGACACAGAUACAUGUUGAGGGACCGAUCACAAUCUUCUCAGUCAAAGAAAGGGUUCUGCAUGAAGGAAAUAGGAGAGAGAUCAAAGAUUUUGAAGUUCUUUACAACCGAGGUGCAUCUGAAGUUCGUUGCAUCUGCAGCUGCUUCAACUUCUAUGGUUAUCUAUGCCGUCAUGCACUGUGUGUGUUGAAUUUCAACGGAGUAGAGGAGAUCCCCUCGAAAUACAUCUUGUUGAGAUGGAAAAAGGAUUAUAAACGGUUUUACCUUCAUGACCGUGGGGCUGAGAGCUCUGAUAGCAGUGAGCGGGUGCAAUGGUUCAACCAGCUCUAUAGAAGUGCAUUGCAAGUUGUGGAGGAAGGAGUGAUCUCCCUCGACCAUUACAAGAUUGCGCUGCGAGCACUUGAAGAGUCGCUUGAUAGAGUUCAUAGCAUUGAAGGUAAAGUGUCUAGCCAUCAUUGAGUGAUAUCCAGACCCCUACCUAUUCAUAGUCAUGUAUGUAUUGUCUAGCCAAUUUCUGCAACAUAAUUUUUCUUUCCUUUCAGCUGUCAUCAAAUUAGAGGAGGGAUUCUUACUGUGUAUAAUAUGAAUUUUGGCGAAGCAUUGGAUUAGUUGGUGUUGAUUA